This is a messenger RNA of Clunio marinus, 2062 nucleotides long. Lineage: Eukaryota; Metazoa; Arthropoda; Insecta; Diptera; Chironomidae. The record is from the annotation of a GenBank genome assembly.
AAAGCAAAUCAAGAGAAUUACGUCCAAGUGAAAGAUUUUCAUUUUUAAUUCACUGGAACUAUAAUUUAUCAGUAAAAAAUAGUUUUAAUAAUAAUGAAAUAAUUUAAGUGAUCCACUCCACAAGAUGCUCAACAGGAAUUCAGUUUUCACACGUCUUACGGAAAGUUUCACAACGCCUUCAUCAAGUCACAAUAAUGCACAAGAAGUGCAAAAAACACCUCAAGAAGCAACAACAUCUGAACAAAGUACACCAAUAAGAAAUAUUAAUAAUGAAGAACUCAAGGGCAAAGUGGAAACAAAGAUAAUUUCACUUUGGCACAAUAUGAAAUACGGAUGGAGUGGAAAAAUGCGAUCAAGUUUCAGUAAAGAAUCAGCUAUAUGGUUUCUUGGACGUUGUUAUCAUCGUAAAAUGACACCUUGCCCUUCAAUGGAAGCUUCUGUUGAAAUAACAAACACAAAUUUAACGAAUACAGAAAAUCGUCUCAUGACACUUUCAAUGCACGAAGAACAACCCACAAGUUCAGAAUCCUAUUUCAAUAUUCAAACACCUACAAGCGAUAAUGGUGAAAUUGAUCGUGCCAUUGAACCAGCUGAAGAAACAGGCCAAGAUGUCAUCGGAAAUUAUGAAGAUGGAAUUGAUGGAUUCAAGAAAGAUUUCAUUUCAAGAAUUUGGAUGACAUAUCGAAAAGAUUUUGCCAUGAUGCAAGUUGAACCAUCAAAUGCAUCAAAUGGUUACACUUCAGAUUGUGGCUGGGGUUGUAUGAUUCGAUCUGGACAAAUGAUGCUUGCACAAGCACUUGUAAUGCACUUCUUGAGUCGAAGUUGGAGAUACGAUCCCGAAUCUCAAAUCUUUGCAACCGCCGAAGAUCAUAUUCAUCGAAAAAUUAUCAGAUGGUUUGGUGAUCAAGUGUCAAAAAACAGUCCAUUCUCCAUUCAUGCAAUGGUUGAGUUGGGUAAAGCAAGUGGAAAGAAAGUUGGUGAAUGGUAUGGACCUGGAGCUGUUGCACAUCUUUUGAAGCAAGCAGUGAAACAAUCAUCUAAAGAAAAUCUUGAUUUAACAUCCCUCCAUGUUUAUGUCGCUCAAGAUUGUACAAUUUAUAAUCAAGACAUCUUCGACGAGUGUUACUCACAAGAGAACCAAUCAGUGCCAUGGCAGCAACAACAAAAGCCCCUUCAACCAUCUCCAACUCAUAUUCGUCGUGAAAUUAUAACAUGGAAAGCGUUAAUUUUGUUGAUUCCACUUCGAUUAGGUCAUGAGAAGUUGAAUCCUAUUUAUGGCGAUUGUCUGAAAGCCAUGUUGAGCCUUGAAUGGUGUAUUGGAAUCAUCGGAGGUCGACCAAAGCAUUCGCUAUUUUUCGUUGGUUAUCAAGACGACAAAUUAAUUCAUCUUGAUCCUCAUUAUUGUCAAGAUAUGGUUAAUGUUAACAUUGAGAAUUUUUCCUUAUCAAGCUUCCAUUGCAAAUCACCUCGUAAGAUGAAAAUUUCUAAAAUGGAUCCAAGUUGUUGUUUGGGUUUUUACAUCUCGUCGAGGAAUGACUACGAUAGAUUUCAAAGUAGUGUUCAACCGUAUCUUUUACCAAUUAAAAAUUAUGCCGACCGCCUCAACAAUCAACAACAAAAUUGCAUCGUACCGCAAAAAAGCUACGGACUUGAAUAUAAUUAUCCGAUGUUUGUCUUCAGUGCUGGUCGAGUUCGAGAUCAAAGCAUGGAUCUCUUUACUGUGAGAAAUAAUUUCCCUUCACCUGGUUCAAGAAGUCGACAACUGAGUGAUGAUGACGAUGACGAUGGAAUUGAAGAUUUUGUUAUUGUUUGAAUUCAUUUUAUUAUUUUCGGCAUUCCCCUUAAUAAAUGAUAAAUUAUUUAGGUAUGUAUAAAUCCAACCGGAUCAUGGAACCAUAAAGUGAGAUAAUUAAAUGACAAAAAUGAAAAGACUUUAGUUUAUUAUUUUUAAUUUGGAUAAUUUUUCUUCCAUAGUAUUCUUGCAUCUAAUUAGUCAAUAUUUAGUUAUGUUACUCAAAACAUGUUUGGUUAAAUAAAUUAAAAUGAUCGAUUUCAUUAACUU